Aquila chrysaetos chrysaetos is the source of this 981-nucleotide messenger RNA. RefSeq names its product proteasome maturation protein (gene POMP). The coding region runs from base 109 to 534 and encodes 141 amino acids. The record is from RefSeq and is a predicted model, not a curated record. Gene Ontology annotation, cellular component: nucleus; cytoplasm. Lineage: Eukaryota; Metazoa; Chordata; Aves; Accipitriformes; Accipitridae. Gene Ontology annotation, biological process: proteasome assembly. The transcript has 6 exons.
GGGAGGGGCGGGGCGCUGUUCCCUCCUUGCGUCUGACGCAGCGCGCCGGGGGCGGAGCGGAAGUGAGGAGGAGGAGGAGGCGGAAGUGGCUGGGCGUGCGGGGUCAAGAUGAAUUCCAGAGGUGGUGCUGCUCUGUUGAAAGAUAGUAUCCCAAUUACUGAAUUUUCAGCCUCAGGACCAUUUGAAGGUCAUGAUCUUCUGCGUAGAGGCUUUACAAGUGUGAAAAAUGAAUUGUUGCCUAGCCACCCGCUGGAGUUGGCAGAAAAAAAUUUCCAGUUAAAUCAAGAUAAAACAAACUUUGCCACGCUGAGAAAUAUUCAAGGACUCCAUGCACCUUUAAAGCUGCAGAUGGAAUUCAGAGCAGUGAAACAGGUCCAGCGUCUCCCAUUUCUUCACAGCUCAAACAUAGCACUGGAUACUCUGAGGGGAAGCGAUGAAUGCAUCGGUUUUGAGGAUAUCCUUAAUGAUCCUUCACAGAGUGAGGUUAUGGGAGAACCACACAUGAUGAUGGAAUACAAGCUUGGUUUAUUGUAACAAAACGUACUCUGCAAAAGUGUUUUGUGCGUGUCUUUAUACUGCAGAUUUAAAUACAUGAUAAAUUGACACUCACAGUGUUAAGCAGUCCUACAGUUAUCAUUUGCCUUCCUUGAUGACAAGGCGCAUUAAAUGUUUAAAGUCUAUAAAUUGUUCUGUGCUUGUUGUCAAUUACAUAAAUGUCUUGUAACUAGGUAGUUUAAAUAAUGUCUCUUCGUACACUGCUCAGGACAGUAGCUUCUUAACUAUGGAAAUGCUAUAUAUGUAUACAAGAAAUCCAAAAAUACCCAUGCAUUUUAAAACUGAUUACUGUAGGUAAAUGCAUUUAAUGGAUGUUCUUGCAGAAGAACUUUUUAAGGGGGAAAAGAAGGUAUUUUCCAUUGAGUAACUUUGUUCAUGAAAAUUUCCAUACACUUUUUAAACUAUUGAAUAAAAGUUUGCUAUAAA